AUGACGGACUUUGACCCGGACAGGGAGAAACUGUUGCAUUUUUUACAAGUCGGAGGAGGAGGAGGACAAUAUCGUCGUCGUAAUCAUCAUCAGCAUCAGCAGCCGUCGCGAGCGGGGACGACGAGACGAGGGAAGAAGAAGAAAAAAAGCUUCUUUUGCUGCUUAAACGGGUGGUGGUGUUUGAAACGCGCGUUAGGAACGAGGACGACGACGACGCAGAAAGUGCUCCUGUUCGCGCCGAUGGUGUGGUUCGCGGUGAGUGUGCUCUCGCUGGCGAGGUUUAAAACGAGCAGCGAGGGAGAAAGGAGCGAUGGGGUGGCGAAGACGUUGUUAACAACAAGGGGAGCGAGCGAAAGAGGAGAACGUCGUCAACAUCGACCACAAAAUCAUAAUCCUCAUAAAAUGCGUUCGAACGAAGAAAACGAGAGGGUAGUAAAGAGCAGCUUUGCACACGAGAAAGCACCGAUACCGAUACUAACGUUCGAAUCGGACGAGAAGAUGCGAGCAGAGCGAGAGCGAGAAGAAGCGACGAGCGCGCAAAAUCGACAUCCGUGUUUGAACAACGGCGUGUAUAAAGUGGAAACGGACGAGUGCGUCUGUCACGGAGGGUGGAAAGGGGAGAAUUGCGAUCGGGCGAUAUGCGAGCAGGUGAAUUGCGUGCACGGGAGGUGCGUGAAACCGGACGUGUGCGAGUGCUUCCCGGGAUUUAGCACGUUUGAUUGCUCGAAAGAUUUCAUUCGAGACGAGAGCGGGAUGUUGUUGGACCAUUUGCAAGUGCGGUUGCACACGACGUCAAUUGGUCUGUCCAAGAAAGAUCCGGCAGAGGCCAUCGAGUUAGUUCAAAGGUGGGGGAGCAGUGGUAGUAGUAGUAGUAGUAGUAGUAGUAGUAGCCGUAGUAAAAGCGAAAACGAGGUGGACGGUCCUUGGUUGGCGAGAGAAGACGCGCUCGGCAAUCGAGUUUUGAAAACGGACCAGAAUCCGCACAACAAGCUAUUUCUCAGUUGCGCCGUGGUUGGGAAUAGCUUUCAUUUAGAAAAAGUAGACGGGUUAGCGGAAGUUGUGGACGAACACGAGGCGGUUAUUCGACUGGAUGCUGCGCCGACGGCGGGAAGGUUUGCGAGCAUGGUGGGCACGAAGACCACCGUGCGCGUCUUGUCGGAUGCGUUUUUGGAAGAGGCGCUGAAAAACCCGUCCAAGUACGCGAAACUGUUCACGAGCGCGAACGCGGCUUCAAACAGCGGCAACUGGGAGACGAAAGGCCUUUUGUGGGAACCAAACUCAGUGAGUAAGUUGAGGCAAGCGCGAAGGGCGUUUCCCGAGUUGGACGUCCAAUUCGCAUCGCCGGAGAUUUUGUAUCCGGCCAAGACAAUUUUUAACGAAGUGUACGAUAGAUUAAACGCGGAGACGAAAGAGCACAUCGAGAAAGAUUUGUUCGGUAGUGGCGGAAAUAAAGGUGAAGACGAGAGCAACGGAGGAGGUAGAGGAGGAGGAGGAGGAGGAGGAGGAGUGGGAUACUCUUUCUUUUCUUCCUCGAAGUCUUCUCCGGCGGCGACUAACAAAUCGGAGUUGAAACCGACUCUCUCCAACGCCUUCUUCGCCGUCUUCCUCUCCUUACAAAUGUGCGUCAACGUCAACGUGUACGGCAUCGACCCACCGCACGAGUUCCUCCACGACGACGACCACGACGAAACCGACUCCUACUUCGACACUCUCUCCGGCGGUUCCGGCCUGGGCGUCUCCCCGGCGUCCAAAACGUACGAAUCCUUGCUUUUGCGCUUGUUCCACGACCGCCGUUUAACGACGAGUUGCGACGGUUUUAACCACAUGCAAAAAUGCGUCAGUUUCACACCGAGAGGAAGGAAAGGUGUCAUCGCUCACCAAGUCAUUCAUUGGUAA
Messenger RNA from Bathycoccus prasinos, 1896 nucleotides. Its product is annotated as novel protein containing EGF-like domains. Lineage: Eukaryota; Viridiplantae; Chlorophyta; Mamiellophyceae; Mamiellales; Bathycoccaceae. Gene Ontology annotation, biological process: ganglioside biosynthetic process. The coding region runs from base 1 to 1896 and encodes 631 amino acids. The transcript has a single exon. The record is from RefSeq and is a predicted model, not a curated record. Gene Ontology annotation, molecular function: alpha-N-acetylgalactosaminide alpha-2,6-sialyltransferase activity.